Rotaria sp. Silwood1 is the source of this 1054-nucleotide messenger RNA. The record is from the annotation of a GenBank genome assembly. NCBI's taxonomy places the organism in Eukaryota, Metazoa, Rotifera, Eurotatoria, Philodinida, Philodinidae.
AAAAAUCUUUAUCUGAUAACAAUACAUUAAUUUCCAGCAGUUCAAAGUAAACGAAGUUAUUAUACUUAUUAAUGGCUUGAAUUUAAAGUUGAAAAUAUUUAUAUUAAAAAAAAUGCCAGUACAAAUAUGAUUCUCGAAAUAAUAUUAUUUGAUAAAUAAAUAGAUAAUAUCAAAAUAUUUGCUUGAUAGAAUAUAAAUUAAUAUUUCAGAGAUACUCAGACUUUUCUUUUUUGUAACAUUCAACAACAGACAAUUUCUAUAAGAGAAAUGUUUUUACUAUCGAACAUAGAUUUGAAAAAAUAAAGGAAAUAGCUCAAUUAAGAAACUAGCCGGUUGAAAUAAAUAUUGCGUUUUUAUUUAAAAAAGAUAAAGUGUAUAAUAUAUGUAAUAGAGUAAAUUGAAUAAAAAUAAUUUUAUUUCUAAUCCUCUAAAAAUCAUGAAUUCAAAAACGAAAUCAAAUAAACUAUUAAAAUUUCUAUAGUUCAAUAAACUAUACGACUUUUUAACUACAAUACGGAUCUAAAUUACUACAAAUUUAUUAUUAUUAUUAUAAUUUAUAAAAGUUUGAAUCAAUUUUAUAUAGAGUCUUGGUCGUUUAAUGAUUCAUCGUAAUGAUGGUCUUGUUCCAUUAGUGGCUGCAUCAGUUGGUAUAGCUAAAUAUGAACAAGCAUUUCGUUCCAUAGUAUGGCGUUUUGAUCAAUUACCAAAACGAGAUCAAGGUGCUUACGAAACACAUCUAUUUGAAUGUAAGAUGUCCAUACCAUCAUGUGAUCCUAUACCAGAAAAAUAUGAACCUAUUGCUGAUGUUGAAUAUUCAAUGUCACAAGCAUUUUUUUCACAUUGUCAAAUUCAUUCAGUUGUUGUACCAAAUCCCGAAGAAACGCCAGAAAAAUGGAUACGUCCAAAAAGUCAAUUUACCAUUACAAUUGAUAUUGAAUAUGCAUUUAAAGAAGAAGAAAAAAAAGAUUUUGCACCUAUUGAAAUUGAUAUGAAAGAACAACCAAUAAUACCAAGUGAAACAGAAAAUAGUUCACAUUCUGAUGAUAGUGAUUGA